AUGGAGGUGCUCAGGCUGUACUCCGAAAUGCUAUGCAGUAAAGAUACUGACUCCCUGAUCAAGCGCUUCGCCAAGACCGUCACGAACAAGUGGCUGCUGUAUCUACUUUCAGAGACUUCGCCUGAGGUGGUUGUUCUGUCAGUGCGAAUACUCGCCCGACUACUGGUCGUUCAUGGCGACUCCUACGUCAAGAAGUUCAAAGAACGAACCGGGGGAUUCGCAAUCAUGGCACAUCGUCUGAAACGCUGGUGGCACCUGCCAGCUCUGUGGCCUUGCUCUUUUGCAAUCCUAUUCGACAUUGAUGUGGCAACACUCGACCUCGAUCGCCCAUUCGAUCUCUUCAGCUUCGUAGAGCUGUUCAGCGGUAAAAAGGAAUUGGUGGUCGCUCAUCCUGAGAUGGUUGAAGUCAUCAUGUCAAUGCUGCAAAGCGGUAUGAAAGCGAUUGUGUCAUCGCAUCAGCACAGUCAGCCAGGUCUUGCCGUUCCCCUGGACUCGAGCUCUGGUGCUUCGACGCCGCAGCGCCUCUCUAUGUCAACAAUGGCGCCUCCGAAUCCAUUAUUGACCAUCGUCACUCUUCAGCAUGUGGAAACGUUCAACACUGUUCUACGGUUCCUAUCAGAUUUGCACACAAGAUCUUCCAAGUUCCGAGAAUUCGCAGCAACAUCGCUAUAUGUUCAAGGACUUCUUAGCGUUCUGUUUCCCGUUGUGGUGGGCAGUGACAUUGUUGACGCAAGCACAGAGCUUGACGCGAGAGACUCGACUCUGACGUUUGAUGGAUCUGAUGUCGUGGUGCAGCCACUGUCCUCGAGCCCGCCGAUCAUACGCGCAUCAAACGUCGACGAAUCGCAGCUCACCUCGUCAAGAGGAAAGACUCUUCGGAGAGGCUCUUCAUUUGUCCUCGUCACGAAGGACAAGAGUCAUGCCAACGGUUCGCAGUCCAACCUGCGACAAUUCAUCACCCCGGCAUCUCCGGCCCAGCCUCUGCCACAGCUCAACGAGGGCAAUGCAAUUGUGCAGAGCCUGCUCGAGAUUGUUGUGUCAGUAUUCAUCGACCAAAUUGUGAUGAAGAAGGACUUCCCGGGCCUCGGGUUGUUCUUGAGGACGCCGCCGGGAUUCGUGGAACAUCAGUCCUAUUUCGAAUCUUGGAUACUUCGCAACACUGUGUCUCAGCUUUCAACGCAUUUUGCUCUGAAUCAGAAGUUGCUUCCUGAGCCGAAGGUGCUCACGAACUUGGCGAGAUUAUUCUCUCAUCUUGGAGAAGCACUUUUCGAGGGCUGGUUUGUUGGCGGCGCCGAAUCAGUGCUUGAUCUAUCGGGAUCCAUCCUGGAGUAUCUACAGCGUCCAGACAUCGCCGGCAUGAAAAGCGUCCGUUUGUGUGCGCAAGCGAUCGGCGUGAUCCGGGCUGUUGUGUUUCGGACCGUGCUGCUGACUUUGUCGCAGCUCCAAAACGCAGAGUCGCUUGCCUUCUUGGAAAAGCUCAGCUACUGGCAGAACGUGCUUCUCUCCACAGAAGAGACUCAAUCUCUCCACUUGCAGUUGAUCUGCUAUCUGUUGUACGCCAGCCUUGUGUCGGAACAACAAGGCGUUCGCAAUGCUGCAGCGAAUUUGUGGCGCAUUAUACUCGUGCAGAAGCCUACUGAAGCGGCGGCUAUCCUCGGACAGGCUGACACAGCCCAGCAAAAGCGUUUGGCGUCAAGUUUCGAGAAGCUUGUAGAGUUGGACAACGAAACCUUUCUCUACUGGAUAGAUGAGCACCGUGAAGAGUUGGAUUCUCUGUUCUUUGAGACACUCUCUCGAACUUGGGAACGUUUCGUGGCCGAAGAAAACAAGCGUACGGAAGAGAACGCCCGAGGCAGAAUUGCCAGACGGCGAGAGAAGCUGAAGACCUGGGCUCGCGACGAAUCAGAUCGUGCAGCACUUAUUCGUCGUCAUGAAGUGACAUUCGACCACUGGACGAGCAAUAUCUUCUCGUCUGAACACCUGAAGCAUCAACGUCUACUUCAGGAUCAGCAAGACGAUCUACUCUUCGCUGAGACUGCUUACGCAAAGAUGGAAAGAGACACUACGGGGCAUGCAGGAGUCUUUGCGAAGCCCAAGCAAAGAAAGUGGCGUCUCGACCAGACUGAAGGACGAAACAGAAUGCGCAUGCGCCUCCAUGAAGAUUAUGAAAAGACGGAAAACGAAUGGCAGCCCAAGAGGAAGGGCACAGAUACUCCAGCGCUGCAGCUAGAUACCAGGAAUGUCAAGAUUGGAGGUGCAGAAGUAGCCGCCACUCCUAUUGGCCCGUCGGCCACAGACUCACCAAAGGACCCAUCUAAUGGAAGCGAGCCCUUCCCAGAGGUUCCGCAGAACGAAGACGAUGGUAACGCUGGCGACGUCGAUGAGAGCUUCGAGCUCAUUGAGGAUCCAAAUGCGGAAAUCGAAGACAACGAAGACAAGAACCGGAAAGUCAUGCGCAGUUUGCACCGUGGUGAUCAGGUCAAGCAUGUUGCCAAUAUCUCUCGAAUCCUGGGUCUGGAAGCUGUCGAAGGACUUCUCAUCCUCGGCAAGGACCACGUCUACCUGAUGGACAAUUUCUUCCAACGCGCCGAUGGCGAGAUCGUGAAUGUGUCGCAAGCGCCACAGGAAGAGCGCGAUUUCUACAUUCGAGAGAUCUCUGGCAGGGAUGUGAAAGUUAACAAAGCCACAGCAAGAGACAACGAGCAUGAAGUCAGAAGCUGGAAGUGGUCUGAGGUCAUCAGUGUAUCAAAAAGACGCUUCCUCUUCCGAGACGUGGCCAUAGAGAUGUUCUUUGGGGACGGACGCAGUUACCUGCUUACUGUCAUCUCACCGACUGCCCGCAAUGACCUUCAUGGUUUGAUCAGUGCCAGAGCACCUCAAUUUGGCGCUCCAGACAGUCCACAAUCAGAGUUCGCCUGGCGCUACGAAACACUGAAAUCCGUUGAGGAUGAGCCACAAGGCUUCGGAAGCCGCUUUGCCAAUGUUUUCAGCAACUCAUCUGCCAUGGCUGCGACGAAGAAAUGGCAGAAAGGCGAGCUCUCGAACUUCCACUAUCUGAUGCUGGUCAACACACUGGCUGGUCGAACAUACAAUGACUUGACACAGUAUCCUGUCUUUCCUUGGGUCAUUUCGGACUACACUAGCGAAGAGCUCGAUCUCAACGAUCCGAAGAGCUUCCGAGAUUUGUCAAAGCCGAUGGGUUGCCAAACACCAGAGCGAGAGGCAGAAUUUCGUGAUCGGUAUAAGUCUUUCGCAGAGAUGAACGAUUCAGAUCCACCGUUCCACUACGGCACUCACUACUCAACUGCCAUGAUUGUCACAUCCUACCUGAUCCGCCUCCAGCCAUUCGUCAAGUCGUAUCUGUUACUGCAGGGAGGGUCUUUUGAUCACCCAGAUCGAUUGUUCUUUUCCAUCGAAGGGGCAUGGCGCUCGGCAGCUCGUAUGAACAUGACUGACGUCCGAGAGCUUACACCGGAAUUCUUCUAUUUGCCAGAGUUUCUGGUAAAUCUGAACGGGUUCGACUUCGGAAAGCGGCAGAACUCCUCAAAAUCCAUUGGUGAAGUCGAACUCCCGCCGUGGGCGAAAGGUGACCCCAAAAUCUUCAUUGCAAAGAACCGAGAGGCUCUUGAAAGUCCCUACGUGAGCAAGAAUCUACAUCACUGGAUCGAUCUGGUAUUCGGAUCCAAGCAAAAAGGCGAUGCGGCCAUCGAAGCUGUUAAUGUCUUCCAUCACCUUUCGUACCAGGGGGCGAAGGAUCUGGACGCCAUUGCUGAUCAGCGGGAGCGGCUUGCGACAAUUGGUAUCAUCCACAAUUUUGGACAGACACCAUACCAGGUAUUUCAUCGACCACACCCAGCACGCGAACAGAAUCGACAUAAAUACAAGCGCCUAGACACUGCAGCCGAAUCAUUGACGCGACUGCCUGAGCCGCUGCUUGACACAGGAGAAAGAGUGGCUUCGCUGACGCACUCCUGGAAAAAUAAUCAUGGACAGCUGCUCUGUUCCGGACCCUUCAGAAUCAAUAUGCCUCCGCACUUCGAGUACUACAUGGAAUGGGGCUUUACAGACAACAGCGUUCGCUUCUACAACAAGGAUCGAAAGCAAGUCGGUCUCUUUGAACAUCUGCACAUCGGUCAGCUUUCAUGUGCAAUCUUCGCCGACUCCAAGACACUCAUUACAGCAGGCGUAGACUGCACUAUCGCCGUGUGGACUCUCCACUUCAGCGGCAAGCACGUUGAGCUCCAGCCCAAAGCACCACUAUUCGGCCACAAGAAGCCACCCAACGUCAUGGCCAUGUCCAGAUCCUUCAAUGCUCUCUUCACUACGUCGGCCGCUGGCGAGCUCAUGCUCUGGGAUCUCAAUCGCUGCGAGUUCGUUCGCAAGAUCGACCGCGUUUUGGGUGCAGAGGUGCAGUGCGCAUGCGUGAACGAUGUCACCGGCAAUGUGAUCCUGUGUGCUGGCUCGCAGAUCAGCGUGUACACUAUCAACGGCGACCUUGAAUGGCUCGAGCGGGAUAUUAUCUUCACGGGGCAUAAAUGGGGUGUGGUGAGGGUGUGGAGCCUGGUUAUAUCGCAGGAGGGGAAGUUCGAGUUGGAGUUGAUACGGCAGUUGAAUCAUGUUGAUACUGGGAGAGGUGACGGCGGGAAUGUUGCAGGAAGUGUGACUUGUAUACUGCCGAAGCCGCAGGUUGUGUACACUGGCUGGAGGAUGGAAGAGUGUAUGAAUGGGACUGUGUCCAACGAAACUAGACUUGCGAAGAUGGGCUUCUCCGACAUAUGCAUAGCGAUAGGGUCCCAAGCGUCUGAGCUCGCUUCUCUUCUCCUCCCACAUUCCUCACUGAACAAUAGCAUUGACACCUUGUCCAUACUGCAGUCCGCGCCAUACUACUCAAUCAAGCAGGUCGCCGAUACUUACACGGUGCUGCUUUGCAACGGCAAGGAACCACUCUUCCUACUCAAGCUCAGUCUUGACUCUCGACUGCCGCAAGGGAGUGUCUUCCCGUCAACGUACCGGAGUGACGCUACAUCUGAGGAAGUUACCAAAACCAAAGUAGAAGGGGAAAUCUCCAAGCAAGAUCUCGAGGGGCGAGGCGGACGGGUCACCAAGGAGCAGGUCGACAUCAACAUCAAGGACGAUCGUUACAGGGAUCGUGACGAUUUUCGGGUGUACGAGAAGACUGAUCGAGUUGUGAGGGACGAUCGCCACCCAGCAGGCUACUACAAAGACACCAAAGUCGACAUCGAAGUCGACGCCGUCAAGAAGUCUACGACCAAGAAACGCGCAACCAACCCGACCUACGACGUCGAGUACGAGCGCCGCCGUCCCGCCGGCCAAACUACCACCGAAGUCCAUCACCACCGUGACAUGGGCUACUACGACGACGAAGGCCAUUACCACAGCUUCCGCCGCGGAGUAGAACGCGCCGCCGACAAGAUCCUGCACCCCUUUUCCCACCGCGACCACCACCACCAUCACCACCACGACAACGUCGUAGUCGACGAACGCCGCGAAGAAGUCGACGUCGAAGUCUCUAGCCCAUCUCGUGUCCGCGACGGUAAUCGCGAGCAAAUCCGCUAUUCUUCCCGCCCGUCCCGUGGUCCCAGCACCAGCGGCAUGUCUCGCUUCGACACAGUCACCAUCCCCUGCCACUUCAUCCGCAUCGGCGACCUGAUCAUCUUGCAGGGCCGGCCAUGCGAGGUCAUCAAGAUCAGCUUGUCCAACAACACCGGCCAGUACCGCUUCUUGGGAGUCGACCUCUUCACCAAGAAACUCCAGGAGGAGUCGUCGUUCAACACCAACCCUGAACCCUCUGUUUAUGUGCAGAGCAUGCUGGGACCUGUGUUCCGCCAGUAUAGGAUAUUGGACAUUAGGGAGGAUGGGCUGUUGGUGUGCAUGACGGAGAGUGGCGAUGUGAAGCAAGGAAUCCCUGUGAUCGACAACAACGGGUUGUGGAGCAAGAUUCAGCGAGAAUUCGAGGGAGGCCGGGGAAGCAUCAGGGCGCUGGUGAUUAAUGAUGGGGGGAGGGAGUUGGUUGUGGAUUAUAAGGUCAUUCACGGGAGUCGUUUGUAG
Cyphellophora attinorum is the source of this 6069-nucleotide messenger RNA. RefSeq names its product Beige-like protein. The record is from RefSeq and is a predicted model, not a curated record. Gene Ontology annotation, molecular function: protein binding. NCBI's taxonomy places the organism in Eukaryota, Fungi, Ascomycota, Eurotiomycetes, Chaetothyriales, Cyphellophoraceae. The transcript is spliced from 7 exons. The coding region runs from base 1 to 6069 and encodes 2022 amino acids.